GAGAGAGAGAGACUCAAGAUUCGGUGAAUCAGCGUUUGGCUGCGCGUCACACACGCGUCGCUGUCACGGCCGAGAUAUACGCGUUCAAAUGUGUUUGUAAUUUCCGGGUUGGACUGGAAGGAGGGUGUGUCUCCGAUUCCCAACAGAAACACGCUGGAUAGAACAGAGAGAGAGACGCGCUCCGCGGGAAAAUGGCAUUGGGAAGAGGGAAGCGGAAGCGCAGCGCGAUGGGAACGGGUUCCAGCUCCUCCGUCAUGAUUUAGAUCGGGAUCCACUCCCGCAUCGCGAUGGAAAAGACGCUCUGCUCGUCGCAGCCGGUGGAAAGGAGGCUGGCGGCUCGGACGGGCUCGGCCUCGCUCGGGUUCGGCGCGUCUCCGCCGGGGAACAUCGCGCCGCUGCAGUCCGGACGCACGCGCAGGAUAGAGGGAGUGCUGAGCAAAUACACCAACCUCAUCCAGGGCUGGCAGAACAGGUAUUUCGUGUUGGACCCUGAUGUGGGUCAGCUGCAGUAUUUCGUGAACGAGCAGGGGCGGAGCCAGAAGCCGCGUGGUUCUCUGCCUCUGAUUGGUGCGUCCGUGACGUCGAGCGACGAGGCGCCUCACAUGUUCAUCGUCAGCUCGGCCAAUGGGGAGCUCUACAAACUCAGAGCGGUGGACGCCACAGAACAGCAGCUGUGGAUGACGCAGAUACAGGCCGGUACCAGACGCCACUCCGACAGCAGCGCCAAGAUGAGGAAACUGAAAGACUGUGAUGAGAAUCUGUGUGUCAACCAAACGCAGAACACACUGGAUGCACAGGGUUCAUCGGGCCGCACGCGGAGCUUCUCUCUGCUUCCUCACCUCCCUCCGUCUUCCUCUCCUGCGUCUCAGAGGCACCUUCCUCACCCCGGGCCUCCGAGCAACAUCGUCACCAUCACGCACCACAAGUCGCCUGCAGCCGCCCGCCGUGCCAAAAACCAGUAUCCACAGCGCCUCCUGGAGGUCAAAGAGGCUAUGAACCAGGCCGAGGGUCAGCAGAAGAGUCUGGUCCAGUCCAUCGAGUCUCUGCCGGCGAGAGGAUCCCUGUCCUGUCUGGAUCAGGACCUGCUGCUGCUGAAAGCCACGUCUGCCGCCACGCUGAGCUGCCUGGGAGAAUGCCUGACUAUAUUACAGCACAGCGCCGGACACAGCGGCAGCAGCAGCGCUAAGCCGGUUCACAACCGCGGUGAAGGGCUGAACAUUGAAAAUGUUCCUGUAUGGACUGUCCCAAAGUCACCCUCAGAAGAAGGUCUGAGGAACAGCGGUGCUUCUACCCUGAGCUCCACAGAGCCCUCGCCCUCCCUCAGGAAGAAGAACCUGCUGCAGAACACUGAGCAGGACGGGAUGGAGGUGAUUUCUCCUGAUGAGGAGGUGAUGGAUUCGGAUGAUAACUCUGAAGAAGAUCUGGGUGUACUGGAGGACCAGAGGAGCGUCAUUCUGCAUCUGCUGUCUCAGCUCAAACUCGGCAUGGACCUCACACGGAUUGUUCUUCCCACAUUCAUCCUGGAGAAGCGUUCAUUACUGGAGAUGUACGCUAACUUCAUGGCGCACCCAGACCUGUUCCUGUCCAUCUCCGCGGGAAACACGCCGGAGGAGCGUAUGGUGCGUUUCGUCGAGUAUUACAUGACCGCCUUCCAUGAAGGACGUAAGGGCGCCGUCGCCAAGAAGCCCUACAACCCGGUGCUGGGCGAGACCUUCUGCUGCUCGUGGGCGGUUCCGCGAGAACGUGUCCACCCACUGAGGGUGGGGCAGCGAGACGUGACCAAUCAGGAGGCAGCAGGGGCGGAGUCAGACUAUUACAGGGUGCGUUUUGUGGCGGAGCAGGUUUCCCAUCAUCCUCCGGUGUCUGGGUUUUACUGUGAGUGUGCGGAGAGAGGCAUGUGCGUCAACGCGCACAUCUGGACCAAGAGCAAGUUCAUGGGGAUGUCAGUCGGCGUAUCCAUGGUGGGAGAAGGUGUGUUACACCUGCGGGAUCACGGUGAGGAGUACGUGUUUACAUUCCCGAGUGCGUUCGCUCGAUCCAUCAUCACCGUGCCGUGGGUGGAGUUGGGGGGAAAGGUCACCAUCAGCUGCGCCCAGACAGGAUACUCGGCUAGCGUCACAUUCCACACUAAACCCUUCUACGCGGGCAAAGUUCACAGGGUAAGUGCAGAGGUGAAGCAGAACUCCAGCGGGACGGUGGUUUGUAAAGCUCAGGGCGAGUGGAACGGGACGCUGGAGUUCACAUACAGCAGCGGAGAGACCAAAGUGAUUGACACCAACAAACUGCCCGUCAUCAAGAAGAUGAUUCGCCCGGUGGAGAAACAGGGCCGGAGCGAGUCCAGGCGUCUCUGGCAGCACGUGACCGCGGCUCUGAAGGAAGGAAACGUUGAUCUGGCGACUGAACACAAGCAUCGGUUAGAGGAAGACCAGCGAUCCGGCGAGAGACAGAGAGCCACCAACAACAUGCCCUGGAAACCCAAAUACUUCAACAAAGAGGGUGACGGAUGGGUCUACAGAAACCCACUAUGGAAAAACACACUGAGAUAAACUACAAACCACAGGAGAGAGAUGACCGCUGAUCAGAACAACACAGGGACUCAACAAACAGCAAAAAAAGAGACUGGAUAAUCAUGCAUUAUGAUGCAUCGCACCAUAGACUGUACAGAAACCAAUGUGUAAACAUAAAAACAUGGAUGCAUAGAAUAGACUUUUAUACACUGUAUAAAUUAUAUUAUUUUUCACGAUUAUCUAACCGAGCCUUUGUGAAUAUACACAUGUACACAGUAUUAAUGUGAUCUGCCAUUAGAUGAUUUAUUAACAGAGUCAGAAAUUUACAAGCAACAUGGAAGAGAUGUUUAUAUUCAAGCUUCAUACAGUCAUGAAAACACAAUCAGCUCAUAUUUCACCCCAAAAUCAAGAUAAAAAAAAAUUAAUUAUAAAUUAAAUUAAGUAAUAAAGUAUAAUUAUAUAGUAAUUAUAUAAUAAAUAAUAUAUACAUCUUUUAUAAGAUUUUUUUACAUUGUGAAUUUACCACUUAAAUUGUUAGUACUGCAAUAUAGUAUUUUUUUACUCCAUUACAGAAAAAAUAUUGUAAUAUAAUAUUUUAUUUAAAUCAGCAUAAAUUAAAUGUGAAACAAUGAAUACUAUCACAAUGUACAAAUACUUUGCCAUUUAAAAUAUAUUUAUUUUAAAUAAAUCUUAAUGUCCUAAAAUAAGCUUCAGUUUCAUAUAUUUUUAGUUAAGAAGAACUAAAUGAAACAGUAUUUUGGGGUGAAAUAUGACCUGCACAUGAUCUUGACUUAUUUGUUAAGAUGUUUGACAUGAAACAGAGAUUAAACGGAUGAAAACCUUGUGUUUUCACUAAUCAUGUGAGCUAGUAGUCAGUCAGCUGAUGGUUAAAUGGAUGACCACAUCUGGCUAAUCAAUAUCCUCAAUCCAUGAGUCACGGUUAAUUCCUAAAGCCUAACUGACUGAACUUUUGUUUGAACUAAUUGGCCAUUAAACGAGAUUUUACCCGA
This is a messenger RNA of Megalobrama amblycephala (Wuchang bream), 3517 nucleotides long. RefSeq names its product oxysterol-binding protein-related protein 10. The coding region runs from base 288 to 2546 and encodes 752 amino acids. Gene Ontology annotation, cellular component: cytosol; membrane; intracellular membrane-bounded organelle. The record is from RefSeq and is a predicted model, not a curated record. NCBI's taxonomy places the organism in Eukaryota, Metazoa, Chordata, Actinopteri, Cypriniformes, Xenocyprididae. The transcript is spliced from 14 exons. Gene Ontology annotation, molecular function: cholesterol binding.